CACACACACAGAAAGAGAUGGAAGAUAAACAAAGAGAGUUGGAAGGAGAAGAGAAAGAAGAAGAACAUGCCAAACUGGAAAUCUGGAAAUAUGUGUUCGGGUUUGUCGAAAUCGCGGUGGUAAAAUGUGCCAUUGAGCUUGGAAUAGCUGAUGCAAUUGAAAGCCAUGGCAGCCCCAUGACACUCCUAGAGCUAUCAUCUGCUCUAAGAUGUGAUCCUUCUCCCCUUUACCGCAUCUUGAGGGUCCUAGUCCACCUCAAAAUAUUCAAAGAAAAACCAGCAACCCAAUUAGGCCCCAAAGUUUAUGCACAAACACCUUUGUCCAAACGGCUAUUGAAAUCCGGAGAAAACAGCAUGGCUGCUUUCAUUUUGCUAGAGAGUAGCCCGGUAAUGCUGGCACCAUGGCAUGGCCUCAGUGCCCGAAUCCAAGGUGUUAGCAACCCGGCAUUCGAGGCAGUACAUGGAGAGGAUGUGUGGAGCUAUGCCGCGGCAAAUCCUAAUCACAGCAAGCUCAUCAAUGAAGCAAUGGCUUGUGAUGCAAGGGUGGCUGUGCCUGCUGUGCUUGAAAGCUGUUUAGAGGUGUUCAAAGGGCUCGAGACAAUUGUAGAUGUGGGUGGGGGUGACGGGACUACUUUGCGCUUGUUGGUCGAGGCGUGCCCUUGGAUUCGAGGCGUCAAUUUUGAUCUUCCUCAUGUUGUGUCUGUUGCUCAAGAGUGUGAUCGCAUUGAGAAUGUUGGGGGUGACAUGUUUGAUUGUGUUCCAAAGGCUGAUGCUGCAAUUAUCAUGUGGGUUCUUCAUGACUGGGGAGACGAUGAGUGCAUCCGUAUCCUUAAGAAGUGCAGGGAAGCUAUUCCGGAGGACAAAGGGAAGGUGAUAAUAGUAGAAGCUGUAAUUGAAGAAGACAGCGAAAAACUAGACAAGAAGCUAACAGAUGUGAGAUUGAUGUUAGAUAUGGUGAUGAUGGCCCAUACAAACACAGGCAAAGAAAGGACCAUUAAGGAAUGGGGAUAUGUUCUUGGUGAGGCUGGCUUUAGCCGACACACUAUCACUCCCAUUCAUGUUGUCCAAUCUGUUAUCCAAGCUUUUCCUUAAAUUUAUCGAACAAAGUUAAAUUAAGAAUGUGGAUUUGUAUUCUCAAAUUAGUGUUUUAUUGUAUUGCUCAGCUCUUAAAAUUGCAAUAAAAUGUGUGCAAUGUAUUGUGGCU
Messenger RNA from Prunus avium (sweet cherry), 1203 nucleotides. Its product is annotated as acetylserotonin O-methyltransferase-like. The record is from RefSeq and is a predicted model, not a curated record. Gene Ontology annotation, molecular function: O-methyltransferase activity; protein dimerization activity. NCBI's taxonomy places the organism in Eukaryota, Viridiplantae, Streptophyta, Magnoliopsida, Rosales, Rosaceae.